This is a messenger RNA of Jaculus jaculus (lesser Egyptian jerboa), 3906 nucleotides long. It is a transcript of the gene Anos1, whose product is annotated as anosmin 1. The coding region runs from base 235 to 2277 and encodes 680 amino acids. The record is from RefSeq and is a predicted model, not a curated record. Gene Ontology annotation, molecular function: protein binding; peptidase inhibitor activity. Gene Ontology annotation, biological process: neuron differentiation. NCBI's taxonomy places the organism in Eukaryota, Metazoa, Chordata, Mammalia, Rodentia, Dipodidae. Gene Ontology annotation, cellular component: cell surface; extracellular region. The transcript has 14 exons.
AGGGACCGUGCGCCCGGCUUCCCUGUCACUCACACUCCUUGCAGCCAAUGACGUGGCCUCCUGUCACUCUCACCCCACCCCCGGAGGGAAAGCAGGGAGGGAACGAGAACGCCAGGAGUUGAAUGAUUGAACUUUCCAGCCCAGUUGCUGCGGUCGCCUGGUCCCCAGCAGUGUGGCCCGGCGGUGCUGGGACUGUCUUCCUGCGCGCGGCGCCCGGGUCACCGACCAGCAAUAAUGGUACCCACGGCUGCCGGCACGGCCCUGACCCUCUGCCUGUGGCUGGCGACAACCGGGGGAUGCCUGGCGGCGAGCCCCGGAGCGGCGGCUGCUCGGCGGCUGGACGAGUCGCUGUCGGCGGGGAGCUUCCAGCGCGCACGCUGCGCCUCCAGGUGCCUCAGCCUGCAGAUCACGCGCAUCUCCGCCUUCUUCCAGCACUUCCAGAACAAUGGUUCCUUGGUUUGGUGCCAGAAUCACAAGCAAUGUUCUAAGUGCCUGGAACCCUGUAAAGAACCAGGUGACUUGAAAAAACAUCAGUGUCAAAGCUUUUGUGAGGCUCUGUUCCCUAAGAAGAAUUAUGAAUGCUUGACUAGCUGUGAGUUCCUGAAAUACAUCCUCUUGGUGAAGCAAGGGGAGUGCCCAGCACCUGAGAAAGCCAGUGGAUUUGCAGCGGCCUGUGUGGAAAGCUGUGAGGUUGACAAUGAAUGUUCUGGGGUGAAGAAAUGUUGUUCUAAUGGAUGUGGACACACCUGCCAGGUGCCCAAAACCCUGUACAAAGGUGUGCCACUGAAGCCCAGGAAAGAGUUACGAUUUACUGAACUCAAGUCUGGACAGCUGGAGAUUAAGUGGUCCUCAAAAUUCAAUAUUUCCAUUGAGCCUGUGAUCUAUGUGGUACAAAGACGGUGGAACUAUGGAAUCCAUCCCAGUGAAGAUGAUGCCACUCAUUGGCAGACAGUGGCCCAGACUACAGAUGAGCGGGUACAACUGAUGGACAUCAGACCCAGCAGGUGGUACCAGUUUAGAGUGGCCGCUGUUAACGUGCAUGGGACUCGGGGCUUCACAGCCCCCAGCAAACACUUCCGCUCUUCCAAAGAUCCAUCUGCUCCUCCAGCCCCAGUCAACCUCCAACUUGCAAACUCCACCAUAAACAGUGAUGGGAGUGUAACUGUGACAAUCGUAUGGGACCUCCCUGAGGAGCCAGACAUUCCUGUGCAUCACUAUAAAGUAUUUUGGAGUUGGACAGUCAGCAGCAAGUCACUCGUCCCAACAAAAAAGAGACGAAGAAAGACUACAAAUGGGCUUCAGAACUCUGUAGUCCUGGAGAAAUUGCAGGCUGACUGUGAUUACACUGUGGAGUUGCAGGCCAUCACGUACUGGGGACAGACACGUCUCAAGAGCUCGAAGGUGUCCCUUCACUUCACAUCUACACAAGCCAACAACAAUAAAGAACAACUUGGGAAAACUAGAAAAGGUAUGAUUCAAAGCCAGCCUCCUUUCCAGAGAAGACGACCCACUCGCCCUCUAGAAAUUGGUGCUCCAUUCUAUCAAGACAACCAACUGCAGGUCAAAGUUUAUUGGAAAAAGCCUGAAGAUCCAAGUAUCAAUCGAUACUAUGUGCAGUGGUUUCCAGAACACUGUGCCCACAACAAAACAGCCAGAGGAGAGACAUCAUCUGGCAUGACUCAUGAAAAUUACAUAAUUCUUCAAGACCUGUCAUUCUCCUGCAAGUAUAAGGUGAUGGUCCAACCGAUCCAGCCGAGGGGUCACUCAAAGGCAGAAUCCAUUUACUUUACCACACCUCCAUGCUCCUCUCUGAAGGGGAAAAGCUAUAAGCACAUGAGUUGUCCUGGAGACCCAGGCCAUGUUCUUUCCAAAGUGCUAGCCAAGCCGGAGAACCUUUCUGCUUCCUUUAUCCUCCAAGAUAUGAACAUCACUGGCCACUUUUCAUGGAAGAUGACAAAGGCCAAUCUCUACCAGCCCAUGACUGGGUUUCAAGUGACAUGGGCAGAGGUCACCACAGAAAGCAGACAGAACAGUUUGCCCAACAGCAUUAUUUCCCAAUCUCAAAUCCUGCCAUCUGAUCAUUAUGUCCUAACCGUGCCCAAUCUGAGGCCGUCCACUCUCUAUCGGCUGGAAGUUCAAGUACUGACCACAGGAGGGGAAGGGCCCGCCACCAUCAAAACAUUCCGCACCCCUGAGCUCCCACCCUCCUCAGCACACAGACCCCAUCUUAAGCAUCACCAUCCACAUCAUUUCAAGCCUUCGCCGGGGAGAUACUGAAGUGUUUCCAGGUGUUCACAUAUUGUACAGCUCUGUAAGCUUGUUGAGCCUCAGCAAGUAGACAAAGGUACUUACAGAAGCCAUGGGUACUUCUCAGAGCCCUCCACCCCCACUGUGCAGUGUCAGUGCAGUAAGGACUUCUGUCAAUCACAGGUGUGACUAAAAACAAAUGACAAAUAUUCCCCAGAGAAGAUGGACAUUAGCUUCCUAGGCAAAAAGAAAAAAUGAAGAUCAGGUCUAUUUAACUCUGAAGUGUACUUCCAUAUGUGGUUUUGCUAACUGCUUUUGAAUUGUUGCAGAACUGAAAUUUCCCUGACAUUGGAGCAGCAAAUUCUCAAAAAAUUAGUAUAGAAAAUACACAAUUUUUAUAUAUACUAGGCAUAUAUUUCAUCAAUAAAAUAUACUUUGAUUUUAAAGUUGAGCAAGAUUCUGCAGCCUUUUGGUACUGCUACUUCCAGACUCCCAUAAGAUCAUUUUUCUCAUAGGUGAUUUUAACUGGAAGUUUAUUAUCUGAAAUACACCCAUACCUUGAUUCCUUUAUUUUGAGGUGGGGUUUUUUCAUAGCCCAGGCUAGCUUCAAAUUCAUAAUCUUCCAGCCUCAUUUUUAAAGUAUUGGGAUUACAGACAUGCACCACUAUGCCUGGUUCUUGUGCUCAUCAUACACUUAAAUCUAAAAGUGUUCCCACCUUAGGCCCUCUAAGCUUCUGAUGAGAUAGCUCAAAAUAAAAGCUCAAUUUUUAAAUUAUAAUUUGUAAGAUUCACAAAGCCAGACAACUCAAUGAAUUAACCUGCUAAUCAGAUUUUCACAUUGGAGAAAUUAAAAUUCUUUGCUGAUGACACUUUUUAACAUUUCAUCAAUAAAUUGUUUUCAUAGCUCACCAAUGAUGGAUAAAGAUAUAGUUCUAAAGAGUGUAAGGAUUAAAGGCUUCCUUGUUUCACUAUCUACCCAAGUACUGCAGGAAGAAAAGCAAACUCAUUAUUGACAUAUUUUCAUGGUGGGACUUACUCUUUGAAUGCACAUUGAUUUCUGGCCAUUGCUAGGACUGUGCACAGCUAAGAACUCACUGACUCCAUCAGGCCUAUCUGCAGUGGCCAGAGUCAGGUGAAAAGUAAAAUGGAUAGAAGCUACUACUAUCAUUAUAUCCAUGCUUAUCAUUAUGAGACAUAGUCUAGAAGCCUGGGUACCUAAAAAAAGAUAUUGGAACCUGUUUCUUGAGUAUUAAAGUAUUCUAAAAGCAAAGAAUGUGGAAAUAAGAGCUUUGUGACUUUGUAUAAAUAACAUACAGUUGCCAUCUGAGAAUAGACGUCUAUGUGGAUCUGAAUGGUUUUGCAGCCUUUACUGUAUCUUGGAAUGGACUUAUCACCUGCUUCUAAGAAUAUCUGAAUAGAGAUGACAGUAAAUAGCCUUCAUAUCCCAAACUUAUGUCAACAUCACCCCCAAGUAUUCGCCAUCACCAGCAUCCAAAUUUCUCAUUCUUCAAAUUUCAAAAAUUCAUAUUCAAUUAAUGGCUACACAUCUAUCUUUUGCUGUGAUUCAUCAUGAAUGAAUCCAAAUAUUUAUUCCAGCCAACUUUUGUACUAUUUUAUAUUUAAAAAUGCAAGAUUGUAUUCAUAGAUACAAAAUAUUAU